UAGUUUGUUCGACACACGUCCUGCUUUUCUGGCCUACACAAAUAACGUCCAUAUCGAAGUUCAUUAAAUUUUUAAGUGUGUAUUGCAGUGUUUUAUAAAUAUGUACGCCGCAGUUGCUUGUUCAUGUGAUACGAGAUAAAGUUCAUUUAUUGUCGUACAUACAAUUAUUUUCAACAAAUAUGAUAGUAGCAGAUAAUCUUGUGAUAAGGAUAAUGACUUUGUUGAGAGAGAUCUCAAAAUAUUCAACACAAUUCCGAUAAUCUAAAAUUUUCGAAUGUGUACAGAUCCCAGUUUAUCAUGAAGAUCAACAGAAAGCUGCUUCCAAUUAAAGCCCAUUACUUCUUCUUUAUGGCAGCAAUGGGUCCAAUACUACCCCAAUUGCAGGUUUAUGGAAAAGAAUUGGGGAUAUCCUCAGUCGUGAUGGGCAGCAUAACUGGGGUCCUACCCAUCGUCUUUCUGAUCGCAAAACCUGCCUUUGGUAUGUUGGUAGACGUUUACAGAAACUACAGAAAGACCAUUUUUAUGAUGUUGAUUUCCACCAUGACUAUUUCGUACGCAUUGAUGAACUUCAUACCUCCUGAAGCCAAGGUGGAGGUACACAUCGAGGAUUUGGGGGACAUCGUUUUGGACUCAUGUAAUGCUACAGAUAUUCAAGAUGAACUACAAUGUAAUAACCACACCACAACAGUGAUAUGUACCUCAAAAUGCUUAAUGGAACCAACUGCUUUCCUUAUGAAUUCCCUCAAUUCGAAUACCAGUCAAUACAGACUAUGUAGUUUCGAAAAUUAUAGUUUGAACACGAACAACAGUGCCACUUGCGGAAUGGAAUGUAAAGAGGACAUCGAAAGGAACAGUGGGUGUUUGUACACAUCCUUUACUUUUUGGAGUUUCGUCAUACUUAUGUCGAUUGGAACUAUAGGAUUCAAUGUCACAAAUUCUAUUAGUGAUGCCAUUUGUUUCGAUGUAAUAGGAGAUCAGUAUGAUUAUGGAAAGCAAAGAGUUUGGGGAACCAUAGGCUUUGGACUGUCAGCAUUGAUAGCUGGCUACAUAGUGAAUUUAUUUUCUGGCAGUGCAAUCACGUAUACACCUGCUAUUAUUGUAAUGCUCAUAUGUUCCUUUUUCGAUCUAACAGCAUGUAUAAAACUUAAGCUUCCCAUUAUUGAAUCUCCUGAAAACAUAUUUAAAGACAUUAGAAGACUACUUAAUAACCGUACAGUAAUAACCUUUAUUGUGUUUGCGGUUUUUGCGGGUAUUGUGGAUAGUUUUAUAAUUUAUUAUUUAUUUUGGUACUUAGAAGAUUUAGCAGAAGCGACAGGAACUAAGAAUAUAAAACUUCUGGAAGGACUAAUAGUGGCAGCUGAAACGCUUGGGGGAGAAGUUAUAUUUUUUUCAAUAUCAGGUAAAAUAUUGGAACGUUUCGGCCACGUGCAUUGCUUCAGCAUGUGUUUCAUAAACUAUGCCCUUCGUUUGGGACUGAUUUCUAUAGUACCUUCGCCCUGGUGGGUAGUACCAAUAGAAUUCAUACUUCAAGGGCCCACCUAUGCCCUUACAUAUACAACGAUAGUCGCUUAUGCCAAUGAGCUUGCUCCUCCAGGAGCCUCAGCCACCAUGCAAGGCAUAGCAGCUGGAAUGGACGAUGGAUUCGGGUACGCAAUUGGUAGCUUUUUGGGAGGAAUUUUAUAUAAGUGUAUUGGAGGAAGAAAUGCCAUGCAGGUGUUUAGUGCAUUUGGAGUGUUGUGCAGUAUCAGCCACUUGGUGCUUCACAAGACUAUCCUGCAAAAUCACGAAGUUCCAACAGAGGACGGCCAAUCGGAGUACAAAAGUCCUGAGGAAGCAAUCAAAUAUGUCAACUCUCUUGAUAUAUCAUGAUAUGAACAUUUAUUGCUCAAAAACAAAUGUGAUACUUUUUAAAAUAUUAGAGUAUAAAUAAAUCUGACUUUAUUACAAAAUAAUUUGAUUAAAUU
This is a messenger RNA of Anoplophora glabripennis (Asian longhorned beetle), 1964 nucleotides long. Its product is annotated as major facilitator superfamily domain-containing protein 6. Bases 298 to 1869 code for a protein of 523 amino acids. The transcript is spliced from 9 exons. Gene Ontology annotation, molecular function: transmembrane transporter activity. NCBI's taxonomy places the organism in Eukaryota, Metazoa, Arthropoda, Insecta, Coleoptera, Cerambycidae. The record is from RefSeq and is a predicted model, not a curated record. Gene Ontology annotation, cellular component: membrane.